AUGGUCUCCAGUGUCACAUCACUGGCUGUUCUCACCCCCAGCCAAGUCGGCAAUGUUCCUGUAACAGUCGAAUCUGGUGCCACCGGAUACGUUCUAGUGAGCUAUAGAGCUCCUGACUUGGCCAAAGUUGCAAGUGACGGUGGCAAGCUUUUGGCUCCUGUAGCGACGCUUGGACGAUAUAGCGCGGUAUACAAGUUAAAUGGUGGAACAAAGUAUGUAGUCUCGGGUAUCAACGCCAACGAUUACUCAGCGUCCGCGGUGAUUCUCAACGGGCUUACUCCCUCGUUUGCGAUUGUUAAUGAAAGGACCGAUGAUCAAUGGACGGCAUUUGCGACGCCAAAUACAGCGGUUGGUCCUUCCAUUGCUUUCACACUGCCAUCGAAAUGGAAGAUUUCAAAUAGUACUGCAAGCUACCGUGUCUCAGUCCGUCCAACUUGUACCUACGGUUAUAGUGCGUUCAGCGUUUUCCCGCCAAUGAGUCCCGGCACGAAUUUCGUUACGGUUUCUAUGACCGAUGGAACGACAACAGUCAAUCGAGUUAUACCUGUCGGAGUCACAUCGUCCAUGGUGUGUCAAAACGGUGGAAGCGCUGCCGCCACAAGUUGCUCCUGCCCGGCCGACUUCACUACACCGGACUGUUCACGUCCUCUUUGCCAGCAGGGUGUGUUGAACUCAUGGGGUGAUGCAUUGCAUUGUGGACUGGAGAUGUUGGAGGCCGUCUGUGCGGCUGGAAAUCGCCUGCGUAAUAGCUGA
Cooperia oncophora is the source of this 753-nucleotide messenger RNA. The record is from the annotation of a GenBank genome assembly. NCBI's taxonomy places the organism in Eukaryota, Metazoa, Nematoda, Chromadorea, Rhabditida, Trichostrongylidae.